Molecule: messenger RNA, 2922 nt
Organism: Aegilops tauschii subsp. strangulata
Lineage: Eukaryota; Viridiplantae; Streptophyta; Magnoliopsida; Poales; Poaceae
Product: protein ENHANCED DISEASE RESISTANCE 2
Molecular function (GO): lipid binding
Source: RefSeq, a predicted model, not a curated record
UCGCCGCCGUCCUCUCCCCGCUCCCCACGCCUCCAACCCCUCUCCCCCCUCCUCCACCUCCGCCGCGCCUCGCCGGACUCCGGCCACCGCGCCUCGCCGGACUAGCCCAGGCCUCCCCGUCCCCUCCCCCCCUCCCGCCCGCCGGGGCAAUGGCUCACUGACCAGGCCGCCGAGGCGAGAGAGACGGCCGAGCGCCGCGCCCACGGGACGACGAUGAGCUCUUCGGCUUCGAGGAGGGAGGCGGCGAGGAGCGGGGAGCUCGGGCGGACGUGCGGAGCCGACGGCCCUCCCCCGAGGCCGGCCCCGGCCCCCGCCCCGGCCGCGAAGGCGCGGAGCGGGGAGCUGCUGCUGCCCAAGGGCGGCCCCGACGCGGCCGCGGCGGUGCGGCACGAGGGGUGGAUGGUGCGGUACGGGCGGCGGAAGAUCGGGAGGUCCUUCUUCCACACCCGCUACUUCGUGCUCCACAACAAGCUCCUCGCAUACUACAAGAAGCAGCCCAAGGACAACAACAUGGUGCCACUUAAGUCUCUUCUGGUAGAUGGGAACUGCAGAGUGGAGGAUAGAGGGCUUAAAACACAUCAUGGACAAAUGGUUUACGUUCUGUGUGUCUACAACAAGAAAGAAAAGGACAAUCCAAUCACGAUGGGUGCACGUAAUAUCGAGGAGGCCCUAGUGUGGAAAAAGAAGAUAGAGCUCCUUAUCGAUCAGCAACAGGACACUAUGACAGCUAAAAACCGUAAAGCUUUUGCGUCACUGGACUUUGACAUGGAUCUUGGAGGACCGCUUUCAUUCUCUGACCCUGAUAGUGGACCUGAAGACGAAGAGGAACCCCGUCCCAUGCUGCUUCGUAGGACAACUAUAGGGAAGGGUCUUCCUGAUUCUGUACAUGACUGGACCAAAGAGCCUGAUAUUGGUCUGUCAAAUCAGAACGACACCAAUCAAGCUAAUUCUAGAAAGAACUGGCGGCUGCUUAGAUGCCAAAAUGGGUUGCGCAUCUUUGAAGAACCUGUGGAGGUCGAAUACCUUGCAAGAAGCUGUAGCCGAUCAAUGAGGGCUGUUGGUGUCGUGGAAGCCACAUGUGAAGCCAUUUUUGGGCUGAUAAUGAGUAUGGAUGUAACAAGAUAUGAGUGGGAUUGUAGCUUCCAGUAUGGGAGUUUAGUUCAAGAGGUUGAUGGUCACACUGCAAUACUAUAUCAUCGGCUACAGCUGAACUGGUGUUCAAUGGUUGUCUGGCCACGAGAUCUUUGUUAUGUACGAUAUUGGCGGCGCAACGAUGAUGGAAGUUAUGUUGUGCUGUUUCGAUCUACUGAACACCCGAACUGUGGUCCCCAACCAGGAUUUGCGAGGGCUUCUAUUGAAAGUGGAGGUUUCAAGAUCACUCCUCUCAAACCCGUGAAUGGAAGACCUCGCACUCAAGUUCAACACCUUAUGCAAAUUGAUCUCAAGGGAUGGGGUGUGAAUUACGUCACAUCAUUCCAGUACCACUCUGUGCUGCAGAUGCUGAACUGCGUUGCUGGAUUGCGUGAAUACUUUUCCCAAAAUGAUGACGUUCACACAAUUCCGAGGAUUCCUGUGAUGAAUACUAUGGCUAGUGUGCCCACUGUUAGAAAGGAUCAGAAACAUCAAAAGGCUGACUCAAAGACCAAACAAGCAGACUCGGCUAACGAAAAUUCGGAUAUGAUAGAUGAUGAGUCAGAAGAUGAUGAUGACUUUCAAGCUCCCGAAUCUAGCUUGGAGGAAGAUGGCAAUGUUGACAGUGACGCAAAGGGCUCUGAUCCAAUAGAUUUGUCCUGCUUUUCGGGCAUUAUUCGUCAGGAUGCAAAUGAGAAAAGCCGUAACAGUUGGUCGGUACCUGAUAGCAAUAUCUUCAAAGUCCGUAGCAAGAACUUUUCACAUGACAAAUCAAAGGUAUCUGCAGGGAAGUACCUUAUGGAGCUUGUCGCAGCUGACUGGUUUAAGGAUACCAAGCGUAUGGAUCAUGUUGCCAAGCGUAAAGGAUGUGCUGCUCAGGUUGCUGCUGAGAAGGGGAUGUUCAGCUUUGUAGUAAACAUACAAAUUCCCGGGUCAACUCAUCACAGUUUGAUCCUCUACUUCGUCACAAAAUCCUUGAAAAAAGGAUCGCUCUUGCAGCGUUUUGCCGAUGGCGAUGAUGAUUUCCGGAACAGCAGACUGAAGCUUAUCCCAUCUGUUCCAAAGGGAUCUUGGAUAGUGCGACAAAGCGUUGGAAGUACCCCUUGCUUAUUGGGAAAGGCUGUUGAUUGCAGCUACAUUCGUGGCCCGGAGUACAUUGAAGUUGAUGUAGACAUUGGAUCCUCAGCAGUAGCCAAUGGGGUUCUAGGCUUGGUCUUUGGUGUAGUUACCAGCUUGGUAGUCGAUAUGGCUUUUCUCAUACAGGCAAACACAUACGAUGAGCUCCCGGAGCAACUCAUAGGCGCCGCACGGUUCUCGCACAUUGAACCCUCCGCUGCCGUAGUUCCCGUGCUUGACGACACUUCCUCAGCUGUGGAGUGAAUCAUUUGUGCAAAUUUUCUACUUCUUUCCUCAAACUCCUCCCUCCAUUUGUCCGAGCCACUGCAGCAGUUUGCAAAUUGUAAAGCAUCAUCAGUGAAGUUCAUACGGCUUAAUUUUUUUUUCUUACCAGUUUCAUCCACAUCGAUUAGUUGCUACUAGUUGCUAGGUGCUUAUAUGGCGCAGUUCAUGUAUGUACAUACUGCGGACCUUAGCUUAACUGCCGCUCCUUCAGUUUCUUCUGUUGAAACGGCGGUACUGUAGCUACAUUAUUCAUGGAUACCUCACUUGAUUCUUUAUUGUGUAUAUAUACUAUGCCUUACACUUUAUAUGCUACAUUUGGCAACAAUAGUUUAAUUUAUUGCUUCACUUGCCUGGGAGAUUUUUCUCUUGGGGAGUUGAAGAAUUUCACUA